AUGGCAGCCACGCUGGACCUGAACGCCGUGGAUGUGCCCCAACUUGAGGCCCUCGUGGCACAGUUUUACGGUGCAGGGACACAGGACCAGCGCGCGAGCGCUGAGAAGGCUCUGAAGGCAUACCAGGACCACCCCGAUGCAUGGAGUCGCGUGGACAGCAUUCUGGAGAAGGCGCAGACGCAGCAGACCAAGUUCUUUGCAUUGCAGAUCUUGGAGUCCGUCAUCAAGUUCCGCUGGGGCGCGCUGCCAGUGGAGCAGCGCGAGGGCGUGAAGAACUACGUGAGCAACCUCAUCAUAAAGUACGCCACCAAUGAGCAGCUCUUCAGGGCGGAGUCUGUGUUCAUGGGCAAGCUCAACAUGGUGCUGGUCCAGAUCCUCAAGCAGGACUGGCCGGACAGGUGCGGCGGCCUGCGCCCGUGCCCGCGCCCACGCCUGGCCGCUGACGCCCUUCCCGCGGAGUGCCCAGCCCAGCGGCCGGCGCGCGUCCGCAUUUGCGACAAGACGCGCCACCUGAAGCACACGCUCAACGCGCAGUUCCGCAUGAUCCACGAGCUCUGCACUUUCGUGCUGCUCAACACGCGCAAGGAGUCGCUCGUGCGCGCGACGCUCACGGCGCUGCACGCCUACCUGUCCUGGGUGCCGGUCGGGUGA
Messenger RNA from Monoraphidium neglectum, 651 nucleotides. Its product is annotated as putative Exportin-1. Bases 1 to 651 code for a protein of 216 amino acids. The transcript is spliced from 5 exons. Lineage: Eukaryota; Viridiplantae; Chlorophyta; Chlorophyceae; Sphaeropleales; Selenastraceae. Gene Ontology annotation, biological process: ribosomal small subunit export from nucleus; ribosomal large subunit export from nucleus; protein export from nucleus. The record is from RefSeq and is a predicted model, not a curated record. Gene Ontology annotation, cellular component: cytoplasm; nucleus. Gene Ontology annotation, molecular function: small GTPase binding; nuclear export signal receptor activity.